Messenger RNA from Dendrobium catenatum, 2121 nucleotides. RefSeq names its product serine/threonine-protein phosphatase 5. The transcript has 13 exons. Gene Ontology annotation, molecular function: protein serine/threonine phosphatase activity; protein binding. The coding region runs from base 241 to 1701 and encodes 486 amino acids. NCBI's taxonomy places the organism in Eukaryota, Viridiplantae, Streptophyta, Magnoliopsida, Asparagales, Orchidaceae. Gene Ontology annotation, cellular component: cytosol; nucleus. The record is from RefSeq and is a predicted model, not a curated record.
UCUUUGUUAUCAGUAGUCACCAUUCGACACCCUUCAAAUUUAUUACACAAACUCAUCUCCUACUUCGACGGGCGGCUGUUUCAGAUUUUAGGGUUUCUCUUCUUCUCUACCAUCUCAUAACCUCAGCUCCUAAACCCUAGCAUAUUCCUCCCUGCCGCUUAUUGUUAUUGAGAGGUUAAAGUGUGGAAAUGGUACUUCUUACAUAGUGAUACAGAGUCAUUGCAAGAAGCUAGAAUUCUAAUGGAGAGUAUAGAUGGAACAUCAAAUGCGAAUAUUGAUCGAGCAGAAGAACUUAAGAUCUUAGCCAAUGAAGCAUUUAAGGCGAAUAGAUUUUCUCAAGCUAUUGAUCUAUACAGCCAGGCUAUCAAUCUAAAUGGGUAUAAUGCUGUGUAUUGGGCAAAUCGUGCAUUUGCACACACUAAGCUUGAGGAGUAUGGCAGUGCGGUGCAAGAUGCUACAAAAGCUAUUGAAAUAGACCCUAAAUAUUCGAAGGGCUAUUAUAGGCGAGGGGCAGCAUAUCUAGCCAUGGGGAAGUUUAAGGAGGCUUUGAAAGAUUUUCAGCAGGUGAAAAAAAAUUGCCCCAAUGAUCCAGAUGCCACAAGAAAACUGAAAGAGUGUGAAAAAGCUUACCAAAAGAUACGAUUUGAAGAGGCUAUUGCUGUGAAAGAUUCUCAAAGACAUUCUGUUGCGGAUUCAAUAGAUUAUCAUAGUAUAGAGGUGGAGCUGCAAUAUAAUGGCGCAAGAAUCGAGGGUGAAGUGGUAACUCUAGAUUUUGUAAAGAAAAUGUUGGAUGAUUUUAAGAAUCAAAAAUAUUUACACAAAAGGUACGCAUAUCAGAUCAUCUUACAAGCCAGAGAGAUGUUGCGAGCUAUGCCUUCUCUUGUGGACAUUACUGUUUCGGAUGGUCAUCAUUUUACAGUUUGUGGUGAUGUUCAUGGGCAGUUCUAUGAUUUGUUGAAUAUAUUUGAGCUGAAUGGACUUCCUUCAGAAGAGAAUCCUUAUCUUUUUAAUGGAGACUUUGUGGAUCGAGGAUCCUUCUCUGUCGAAGUUAUUCUAACACUAUUUGCAUUCAAGUGCAUGACUCCAUCAGCUAUGCAUCUUGCUAGGGGAAAUCAUGAAAGCAAGAACAUGAACAAGAUAUAUGGUUUUGAAGGAGAAGUCAAGUCUAAACUAAGUGAAGCAUUUGUUGAGCUUUUUGCAGAAGUGUUUUGUUGUUUACCUUUGGCUCAUGUGAUAAACGACAAGGUGUUUGUGGCUCAUGGUGGGCUAUUCAGUGUUGAUGGUGUCAAGCUUUCUGAUAUCCGUGCAAUUGAUCGCUUUUGUGAGCCUCCUGAGGAAGGUUUGAUGUGUGAAAUACUUUGGAGUGAUCCACAACCUCAAUUUGGAAGGGGCCCUAGUAAGCGUGGUGUUGGCCUUUCGUUUGGUGAAGAUGUGACCAAGAGAUUUUUACAGGAAAAUAAUCUCGAUCUUAUUGUUCGGUCCCAUGAGGUGAAGGAUGAGGGCUAUGAGAUUGAGCAUGAUGGAAAGCUUAUAACUGUAUUUUCUGCUCCCAAUUACUGUGACCAGAUGGGAAACAAGGGUGCUCUCAUACGCUUUAAGGCCCCGGACAUGAAACCAGACAUUGUGACAUUUUCAUCAGUGCCACAUCCCAAUGUCAUGCCAAUGGCAUACGCUAGUAAUUUCCUUCGUCUCUUCUCUUGAUUUAUACUGCCAAUUUUGCUGUAAGAUAGGCCCGGCAUAAGGUUAAGCAGGUUUUUGAACUUGGUUGACAUUUAGAAACUUGUACUAGAAGCAAAAGGACUCUUAAGUCUUUCAAUACAACGUUAUGCCUUUGUUCAUCAGCCAUGGCGUUCUUCUUUAACUGUGCCCAACACCUGACUGAAGGACCCUGUGCUCUUCUUUUGCAUUUCUGUUCCCCUUUUUGUAUGCCUUUACUUUCAGCACGGAUUAUCAACUGUCGUUAGCAUCAAAUGUGCCAUUCGUUGAUAUUCAUAACAAUCUUAAAGAAUUAGCUGUGUUUAUAGUAACUCUAGAUCCGAUUUGUUUAUAGAAAAGUUGUGGUUUCCGUCUUGCUUUAUGCUCGCUCUUAACUCCUCUUAUUAGUAAAAUUCUGCUUCUCUU